CAUGGCCUGUGACUUCGCGACGCCGCAAACAAAAUGGCUCUGAUUUUUGCAGACUACAAAAAGUUUUAGUUUUUGCCAAAUUGCCAAUGCCUUAGUGGCCAAAAAGUCGAUGCAAACGGACCAAGUAAAGAGUGCGCGGUUGCUGCGACGGUGAAGAUGGAAGCUGGCUACAGGAAUAAGACAGUAGAGCUCUGCAAAGUGAAAAAUCAAGCAGCCGAUGUCUUGGGCAUUUGUGGCAUAGUAGUAGGAUACGAAAACUAGUUCUCACGCACACACACACACGGACUCUGCUGAAGACGCAAGCUGUCGCACAAAAAAAGUCUCAUUUCUUCGUUGGCCAAAUAUGGAGGGCAUGGAUCUGUGGACAUCGAUGUUCUCCUCGGACUUCGAAGAGGGUGAACCGGAGACUGGGGAGGCGGAACUGGAAGAGAGCGAGCAGUAUGGCAAUGACAACGACGAUUUUCCUGGGGAUUCAGAGAUCCUGGAAGCAGGUGACGCCAUUGAUGACCUGCUGGAUGGUGAAGAGGGUGACAGGGAGGAGGAGGAGGAGGACUAUGGCGACGGCAGCAAGGGAGCAAAACCUCUCGAUCCAGAUGACGAUGCCCUCUUUGACUUCGAUAUGGAGCCAAUCGUAAACAUUGCAGAGACACAGCCAUCGGUUCUAACUCCUGCUGGACCAAUGGCCCCCCAAGUGCGUCCUCCCAUGCAGCGUCACUCUGUUCCCGGUUCUCAGGGUCGUCCUAGAUUAAAUCCCGGACUCUCUAUACGCCCCACGACCUCGCAGAUAAAUGCCACCGAUGAGAAUGGGGUUCCCAUUAACUAUGAGCUGGGUGUGGUCUACAUUUGCCCCGCUUGUGGUGGAGAGUUCCGACAACAGGACCACUGGAAGCGGCACAUGAACCACAUUCACAAGUACAACACAUUGAGGGGCCUCAAUUUCACGCCGCUGGACAAGCUCUAUCAGCGUUGCAAGGAGUGCAACAAGCGGAUUGCCAUGCACAGCCGGGAAAACCUGCUGAAGCACAAGUUCACGCACCUGCCCUUCAGGUGCACCAAGUGCUACAUCUGCAAGAGGGAGUACAAAUACAGGCAAGAUCUUAUGGUGCAUCUGCGUAUGGUUCAUUGCGAUGAAGUGGUGGCCAUGAUGCGUGAGGGAUACAAUGCUGCAGGUCGCAAGACACGGGUUCGGGAAUCGCGCGUUGAGCAGAUGCAGCGGGAGAAGAGCUUUCACGAGGAAAACGACUUCACUGAAGACUUGGAUCGCGUAGAGGUGCGAAACGAGGUGCUCGAGCCGGACGCCGAUGAGCUUGGUAUCCUCGAGCAACCGUUUCCGCAGGAGGUUGCCAAGAAAAAGUCGACUGGCAUGCGAGGUGCAGCCGAGCUGUGCGAGGAUUACAUCCACUACAUGUGCCCCGACUGCGGAACCGAAUGCGAUACCCACGCUCAGUGGAGCCAGCACAUCGAAUUUGUUCACGACUACGUCAGUCGACGAGGGCUUAACUUUCGGAGCGUAGACAUGCAAAUGCAGUGCCUCGAGUGCAAAAAGAUUGUAAUCCCCAACACCAUCAAAUCACUACGCGCCCACAAGUUCAGCCAUUUAUCUCAGCCUGAGUGGCUGCGCUGCAAACUCUGCUACAAGGGCUACACGGAUCAUCAGGAAGUUAUAAGGCAUCUGCUGCAAACGCACCAUAUGAACUCGCUGCUGUCCGAAGACGCAGAGGAGGAGGAUCCGGCAGUGACCGUAAUAAUGGAGGAUGAAGACGUCGAGGACAAUGGAAAUGGCGAGGGAAACGGCACCUUAUUGGACGAGGAUUCGCCCUACUUUGAAGAUGCUCCCCGACGUGGCGGUCGCAUCAGCAGCGACGACAUUUACGAGCCCCACAUCGACUACCUUUGUCCGCAGUGUGGCAAGGAGUUCAUCGAGAAGAAGCAUUGGCGCACCCACGUAGUGAUGGCGCACAACAUGAACGAUCUGUCCAAGCUGAACUUCGCGAUGAUCAACGAGCGGCAGCUGCAGUGCACCGAGUGCGAGAAGGUCAUUACGAAUGCCUAUGGAAUCCAGAAUGCCCAGCAGCACAGGAUCACGCAUCUUCCAUUCAAGGCGUACGCCAGGUGUCGCAAGUGCCACAAGUCCUACACGGACAGGAAGGGUCUCGUCAAGCAUCUUGCCACCCAUCAUCGUGUUGGUUGCGGGCCACGAAAGUCCGCUGGCGGUUCCGCUGGCCCUGCUUCGAUGCCCACGCCUCCCAAGCAGCCGCGUAGGCAAAUUGUGACUGUGGCCAAUGAAACGUACGAGAUUAUUUACCUAGACGACGUGGAGCAAAGCGGCAUGGAGGAUGAAAACGACAUUGGUGAGCAAAUGCAAGCGGAAGAGGAGGACUAUCCGAUUGCACUGCCUGAACCACCACCACCGCCGCCGCCAUCAACCUCGCAAGCAUCGCAUCAUCGCUACAAAUGCGUCCACUGCGGCUCACUCUUUCCCACUCAGGCGGCUGUGCGCGUUCACAUCAGCGAGAAACGUUGUAGGAAGACUAUGGGCAGAAGGCAUCGACAGGCCGUGGCCAACGCAGACCCAUCCGCUGCCACUGUGGAACAGAACUACAUCUUUCUGUGCCCCUCCUGCGGCAUGGAGUACAAGACGCAGUUCGAGUGGCGUCGUCACAUCAACGAGGUGCACAACUUUGACAAGCGGCAGUAUCUUAAUAUGCGGCAGUUGGACAAGUAUCGCUACCAGUGCACCCAAUGCAAGGACAUUGUGUGCAACUCGAAGCUGAAGGGCCUGCAGGACCAUCACUUCCGCCACCUACCAUACAGACUGUAUCUCAAGUGCCUGAUCUGCGGCACCUGCUACAAUCACAAGCCGAACAUAGCUGCCCAUUUGAGAGCCCGCCACAGCAUCUACGACAGGGAAAACCCGUUGAAGAUCGCCAAGCCGAAGCAUGCAUUCGGUCGCUACAAGGAAGGGAGUAGGGAAAAGCCAAGAGUGCCCACACCGCCACAGGCAGCGCCCUCUCCGCCGGGAUGCUCUUCCUCUGCUGCAUCCGCUGCGAGUAGUCAACGCUCCCUUAAACCGCAGCCCGGCGGUCUGCCAACCCGACCUGCCGGUCUGAACACCCUGGAGGACAGCAUCUCGUAUCACAAUGCCGUGGAUCUGGACUUCAUCACGUACUUCUGCCCCAAGUGUAACCAGAACUUUGACUCGCACGCCUUCUGGCGCAAACACAUCGUGGAACAGCACAACUUUAAUAGCCGCGAGGGUCUGAACUUCCGGCAGAUCGACAACCAUCACUACCUGUGCCUGGAGUGCUACAAGCGGGUGACUGUGACCCACACCAAGGGCGCCAUCGGGCAGCUGCAGUCGCACAAGUUCCGCCAUCUGCCACAUCGCUCCUUCAAGUGUUUAACCUGCGAUGGCGAGUUUGUGCGCAAGCAAAUGUUCUUCAAGCAUCUCAACCGCGACACCAAUCGUUGUGACAAUCGACCGCACCGGGACUUGGAGGAAGAUGAUCCCGAUCAGGAGCCAAGUCUGCGUUCCAUCUACCAAUUGGCGUGUCCGCAGUGCGGCGAUAACUUUACAACCCGCAGCAUGAAGCAGUGGCGCGAGCACAUCAACGACUACCAUGGUCUUACCAAGCUGAAUCUCCUGCACAUGACCAAGAUUGGCGAAGAUCUCUACCGCUGCCAGGACUGCAACGAGGAGCUUCAGACGAGCAGGCAGUGGGUGCUGCAGUUCCAUCGUAUUCAGCACCUGCCGCACGCGGCUUACAUCCGAUGCAAACUGUGCAAGAAGAGCAGUGAAGCGGUUGGAACAUCGGCGGGCGAAUUGCACAGCCUGCGAGAGCUGCAGCAACAUCUCCGUAAACACCAUCCUGCGCUGGGCGAAAGCGAAAUGGCAUUACUGCGCGACCAGAUCAUCCUGGAGGAGAAGGAGCAGGAGGAGGCCGCCGAGGUGCCCGCUGAGGAGGAAGAAAACCAGGCUGGCCAGGAAUCGGGACCCUAUAUGCCGCUGCCACCGCAUUUGCUGGACGAGAGCGACGACGUAGAGUUCGAGGACCAGUAUCUGCUGGGCUGAAUCACCUCAUACGAAUUGUUUCGAUAUUAUAAAAUAACCAAGUCUUUGGGGUGGAAUGUAAUCUGUGGACCAUAUUAGAAUCUCACUGGUUCUUAAGUAACCACACAUUUUAAAGGGUUUUUUUUAAUCUGUUUGUAAAGUGCAGCUAUUUUUUGUGAUCUUUAUACUUGGAUUAUUGUUUUUCGUAUGCUUUACAUUAAAACGAAUUCGAUUUAUAAACAUUUUGUAUUGGUAAAAAAACAAAUCACAUUUGUCAACCGCAUUACCGAAAUAAGUGCCAAAUUAAAAUCGAGUUCGAGUAAGGUAGAGGUCCAAUUCAGGUAUGAAAACUUGUGGUCAGGGAUAUAACAGUUUUUAUAGCGGUCUCCAAAAUUCUGCCCCUCAGAUUUGCCCUUUUUUUUAUCACACAACUCAGAUUAACCCAAUCCACUUCCACAAACAUCUGUACUUCCAGUGGUAUGCAGAAUCUGAUAGCGGCUCUUAAGGGCUGCCCUUUCAUGAGAUUAAGUAAAGUAUUUUUAAAGUUUACCCAUAGACACAGACUAACUUUAGUUUGGACUCUUAGCCUUAAGUUAUUUCUAGGCCGCCCUUUUAAAUUAAUAGUUGUAAGUACUCAAGCUAUUUAUUUGCAGUCUAAUCUUAAUGAAAUUCACCUGAUAUUAUCAAAAUUAUAAUAAAAGAAUUAUAAAUAUAUUUUGACGGUUUCGAAACCCGACUCUUUGCGCUAAUCAGAAAUUAGUAAUCAAAAAGAUGGUCUUAGCACAUGUUAAUAAAUAAGACUUCUAAUUCGAUA
Molecule: messenger RNA, 4865 nt
Organism: Drosophila ficusphila
Lineage: Eukaryota; Metazoa; Arthropoda; Insecta; Diptera; Drosophilidae
Product: zinc finger protein Xfin
Exons: 3
Coding region: 344-4072 (1242 amino acids)
Biological process (GO): regulation of transcription by RNA polymerase II
Cellular component (GO): chromosome
Molecular function (GO): chromatin insulator sequence binding
Source: RefSeq, a predicted model, not a curated record